Molecule: messenger RNA, 3777 nt
Organism: Patiria miniata (bat star)
Lineage: Eukaryota; Metazoa; Echinodermata; Asteroidea; Valvatida; Asterinidae
Product: mucin-1-like
Exons: 5
Coding region: 339-2549 (736 amino acids)
Source: RefSeq, a predicted model, not a curated record
UGUUUCCCAACCAGGCCUCGUGGGGUGUCACUGAGAGGUCACGAAAAAAAUCAGGCGUUGCCACUGUAGUGUUGAAAUACAGUCGCAUCGUUUAGGGCCAUUUUGAAGGAGCGAAGUGUGUGUUUCAAGAGGAAGUGGUUUUUGUUUUCUUCCGAGACCUCUCUAUCCCAAUUGAUUUCCUGCAUAUGGUGCUGAUAAUGAGAUUGGAAUGUAAUAUGAGGCGAUGACUGCUUGUGGUGAUUGUUGAAAUGUUCCAUCAGUGAAUUACUAUUAGGAACACAAGGAGCAAAUUGAAGUUUGCGGUGGAUACAGUGCUGCACUGUAUAGUGUCGUCAGUCAUGGCCUCCAUUGUGAGCAGUCACCUUGCUGUGUUGUGCAUGUGCUUCAGCAUAUGCCUUGCCACUAAUGGAACAUCUCUGCAGCUGCAACCUUCCCCAUCACCAGCAUUAAUGCCAGCAUCUAUUGAUCUAUCAGGUACAUCAGGGUAUCAAAUUCUUGCCAGUUCUUCAGUCGUUGCCAUCCGUCCCCAGACGUCUAUCUUGCCAUCAGGACCUCAGUCAUUUCAAUCCACAAGAACACUGCCAUCAUCCCAAAGUCUGCUCCCCAUGCCGACGCCAACGGUGCACCCCACACCCACCCCUUCAUCACUGCCCUACUCUACCCCCCAAGCAGAGGUACUACACACCCCUACUCCAUCACCAACUCUGUCCAUGGGCCUCGAGUCACCAGUGACAUCAACGAUGACAGAUUUUCAGACAUCGCGGCUGAUCAAUGCAUCACAGUCUGACCAGUGGCAAUCCUCAUCUGCACUGAUUCCGCCUCCCCCAGUACCGCCCCCUUUCCCAACAUCUUUGGUUAACAUGACUGAGGGGGUCACAGAUGGGUUUUUGACAUCUUCACCAGUGACAAUGACGAUGCCAGGGUCAUCGCAGCAGAUGACAAUGACAGUCCCAUCAGACAUGGAGACUCCAGUGCCAUUUGUGACCUCGACCAGCUAUGAAACAGUGACCAUGCUUGUGGCAACCCCAUUGGUUUCACACACUCCGCAAACCAUGUCCAUUGGACCAAGUAUGACUUUCAAACCCAUGGCCACUCAGUCAUUUGUCAUGAACACAGUGGAACCAACACUGAGUUCUUCAGACCCAACGCCUACACCAUCUGUGAUUCCAUCUUCAGAACCAUGGGAUAAUGACACCCUUCCAACCAGUGAGACUACGCAAAGCACUGACCAGACAACUUCAAACGCCACAGUGGAAGUCCACACUGCUCCGCCCAAACUCACCCCUGUCCAAUGCACAAUGACCCUGAACGGGGACUGCAACCACAUAAAAAAACAAGAGCAGCUUUUCCAAGAAGAGUUUGCCAAGUUCAUAGCAGACCUCCUGAAGAUGGACGUCAGCAGGCUGACUGUUCAGGAGAUCCGUUGCGGCUCGAUCAUCGUAGACUUCACAAUUCAAGACACGGAGGAGGAGGCCCUGGCGGAAGAUCUCAUGAUCAUGGCAGGUGAGAGUGACUUGGAGUUCGUAUUCGAUAACCAGAACUUUACGGUCACUAAUGCUGUAAUCAGCACUCCCAAGCCCACAAAGAAACCCCCGGAUGGCAAAGGUGGGUUGACAUUCAUUGAGCAGCAGCGCUUGAUCUACAUCGUGAUUGGAUCAGCCGCUGGAGUCGUCAUCUUGAUCUCUAUUAUCCUAGUCAUCCACCACCGGGCUCGGAAGUCUUGCAGCACCCACGCUCAGUCCUUUGACAUCCACGAUGAGCCCCACAUCAAGCUGUCGGACUUCAACAUGGCGCAUACUUACAUUCCGAGGCCACGCAGCAUCUACGGUUCCAGACUUGGAGCCGAUGGUGUCUACCAUGCCAACAGUGGCAACGGCAGCCUGCAUCGCGGUGGGCCAAAAAGCCCAACCCCGUAUGUGUAUGCUGACGAUGAGGCCAUACGGGAGCACUACCAUGAAGUGGUUACCAGGGAGCCGAAUACCAGGAUGAGUCAGGAUUUUGGACGGAGUGGUGUACCAGAAUUGAACCUGCCAAAGCUAGAAGGUGUUUACAUAGCUGGUCAGGAUGAGGAAAACGCUGAUGAGUCUCUCCUGAGACCCCUCUCCCAACGUAGAGGCAGUGAUGGCAGCACAGUCAGUAGACUAUCAGCAACGUUCCAUGCCCCUCCCGACCCUCCAUCUGAAUCGCCCCCAACCCCACCCCCGCCAAGCCCUCCACUAACCCUAACUCCACCUCCUUCCCCAGGGCUCGAUCCGCCCACUUUAGACCUUCCACCUCCCCCUCCCCUUCCCCCACCCACCCCGACAAUGUCAUCGACCCCACUAGCGGCACGGUUGUCGCAGGUCAGCGAUGGUAGUUCCUCCGAGGCGACAAUCUCCAUCCCCGGGGACACCAGCUUCCUCCUGUACAGGGGCUGUGACUACGACCCCCAACCCAUGGGCAUCGAUAAUCCGUCCUACGACAGGUGCACAGCCAGUGACCACGAAGGCGCUGUAAAGGGUCAGAGGGCGCCAAGCUUUUACAGCAUGACAGCCCCUGCAUCUGUUUAGCUCAAAAAGGUAUUUGUGGCUUCCACGCUGCCAAUCCAAGUCAUGACCUUCCCUGGAAAUCAAGUAACAUGUUUCUCAACAUUUGGGUGGCAGGCAAUUGUUUUUCAGAGUACUAAAGAAUGGCACUUCAGUGACCAAUGUAAAAUCUGUACAAUUUUUUUUAACUUUCUUCUUUGUGUCACGUUGCACACAAUGAUUUGUUAGCCAAUAGGAUGAUAAACUGGAGCUGAAUUUGAGAUUUCUUCCUGGAAGAAGCUGUUGGGAGUCUUAUAUAGAAAUUGACUAAUAAGUACUAAUAUUAUUUUGGUUAGAAAUGAAAACAGUGCAAGGAGAUGACCAAGUUUAGUUUUCCUUUAUUUUCUUUGAACUUCAUGAACAUUUACAUACAUGUGUGCUGGCCUGAGUGAUAUAUAUUAUAUAUAAUCCUAAUAUAGGACUGAUAUUAACUUAAAUAUCUUUCACAGUGAAGAUGCACCAUUGGCUUUUAUUCUGAGAACAAAUGUGAACUACAAAAAAAAGAUUAGACACUCUUUUGUAAUAUAUUUUCUUAGCACCUGAUGUACUGUUCUUAUUGUCUGAUGUACCGGUACUUGUCACUUUUUGGAGAUAUUUAACCACUGUGCCUAUAUGUUUUAUGUGUGUGAUCUAAACUUUGUAAAUACCGUCCACAAAUCCAUUUGUAGUGUUUUGCACAUGUCAAGUUUUAUUCGAAUUUUACUUUGAAACCAUUGUCAUUUUGGGCUGAAGACAAGGGUCUGUCUGUUUCACAAACUUUUGGAUCAGUUAUUUCAGUUUCAGACAAAUGGGUCGCAUAGUAAGUUCCUCUGAUGAGUCAACAUACCAUGGUGCUGUUGAAUUUCCAGUGGGAAUCUGUAUACCAGUGCGACCACAGUGAUCGGAUCUAAAUUGAAGUUUGGCUGAAACCAAGGAUAACUCAAAAAAUUCAGAAUGUCCCAUUGGGAAAACUGAUUUGCGUAAUAAACAGCAAUUUCACAAAAGAUAUUUAGUGUGUAAGACUGUUAAUGUAAGUUAGAUCUUAACUGAUGAAAGUCAUUUAAUGUGGCGUAAUUUGUAGCAUAUAGAUCAUAAAUGGAUACAUUUUUAGCAUGCACGUGCAUAUGUGAAGGUUCUCAUAUGGGAGUACAUGUACCUUAAAGAUAUAGUCCAUCAUUUGUAAUUUGUGCAUUUUGUUCGUUUGAAGCAACAAAAGUGUUCAAAAUCUAAUGAA